This is a messenger RNA of Amaranthus tricolor (Joseph's coat), 1490 nucleotides long. RefSeq lists its product as uncharacterized. The transcript is spliced from 5 exons. The coding region runs from base 248 to 853 and encodes 201 amino acids. The record is from RefSeq and is a predicted model, not a curated record. Lineage: Eukaryota; Viridiplantae; Streptophyta; Magnoliopsida; Caryophyllales; Amaranthaceae.
UUAAAUAAACGGAGCCGGCAAUUACUUCAAUCCAACCCGGCCCUUAAAUCGAAUUGAUUACUUGUUUUAUUUUUGUGUUAACCCCUUUGUUCUCCGGUCUCCCCUUGCGUCAGAAAUUCCUUGAGCUCUUCACCGGAAAAACUCCAUGUCAAUUUUCAAGACAUUUUGAUAAAACGAAUCAAUUUGCAAGAUCGAUCAGUCAUUGUUAGCUAAUCAUUCUUAAGAAGUUAGCAUCAGAACAAUUCAAAUGUUGUCCUUUUUCAACAUUAUUGGCCUUACAGUAUUGAGCUUCUCAACUUUCUCUUAUGGAUACAGUGUUGACCACAAUGUCUUGUAUGUUGGUAAAGAGCUCUUCGCGGAAACACUACCAUUGCAUAUGGGAUCCCACUAUUACUUGCUUCAAGGGCUUAAACCUUAUACUUGGUAUGAAGUGAAGAUAUCAUACCCGGCUUCUAUACCUGCAAAAUUUUCUUUAGAACUGAGAAGGGGGAACUCUGAUGUCGGGAUUAAUCGGCUAAGAAAAUUGCUGAAUACAGAGAAACUUAUAUUCAAAGCAGGGGACCUUGAUGAGAUCAAUCGUGAGGGUGAAUUGUAUGCUCUGGUAACUGUGGAACCUGAGGGAUUUGUUGCCAUACCUGGUGUCUCGGAAAGGGAAAAUAUCUUGUUUAAUAUAGUUUGUGAUGAGCUGAUGCUGGGCAUUCCCCACGAAGCUUGGCUGGUUGCAGCAUUAGCUUUGCUAUGCGUGGUGGUGGGUUUAACGAUACCUCGAUUUCUUCCACCUUACCUUCUGCCAAAGGAUCAGCACUCGCAAAGACCUGGACAGUUGGUCACUGCCAGUGAUAAGGAUUCCUAGCUCUAGUUGAUCAUAAGGUUCUUUCUCAAUGGUCCUGCUUUGGGUGGAAUGAUUUUCCUUCUUGGUUAGUCUAUGAAGGAAACAAAGGGAAAAUUUGGUGUAGAUAACGAGAGAGCAUUCAGGUUGACGCAAGCAGGGAACUAAGGGCAAUUGGAAUGGGAAUGUAGGUGAGCAGAAAAAGAAAAUACAUGAAGAAGCCGUUUCAAAACAAUGUGCCCUGCAAUUAAUUUGGUGCCAUUGAUUGCUGUUAAAACUAUUUGUUGCUCACAUUUGCCAGUGAUAUAAUUGAAAAGUUGAGAACCGAAAUUUUUAUAGCUGUUUUUGUUCACUUAUGUACCUCCUUCAUAGUUCUCUGCAAGUGGUUCUUCACUGCCAAUUAAUUUGAUAAUUGAUACUGCCUCAAUCAAUUUGAAAUAGUAUCAUUUGAUUUAAAAAAUUUCACAUUUUAAAAUUAAAUAGUGUUAUUUCAGAGGGACAAGAGGAAUAUAUUUUUUGGAUUCAAACGUAAACUAAAAAAUCCUUACAAGUUGCAUGUUGAUUUUAGAUAUUGACAUUUGAUGGGUUAGUUCAUUUUAUUGUCUUCAAGGUAAAAGUGAGUGAAAUUGUUGAUUCCCAAGAGAAUUUUGUUUUCUCUAAU